Chlamydomonas reinhardtii is the source of this 2116-nucleotide messenger RNA. RefSeq lists its product as uncharacterized. Bases 331 to 1746 code for a protein of 471 amino acids. NCBI's taxonomy places the organism in Eukaryota, Viridiplantae, Chlorophyta, Chlorophyceae, Chlamydomonadales, Chlamydomonadaceae. The transcript has 6 exons. The record is from RefSeq and is a predicted model, not a curated record.
GUCGCGUUCAUAUGGGGGCAGGUGCAGGGCUGGUUGUCUCCUGGCAUUGUUGGGCUCCCAGCCUUCCGCAGUUCUCUACUUUUACCCCGCGACCAAAGGUCGUACCGCUCUCCUAUAAGGCUGUCAUGGCCGCGGCGCCCCGCUCGCGAGAAACUCCCGCCCCAACCCCAUCCGCGAUGGCGCUGCCCAGGCGGGGUGUCUGGCUGUCUGGGGAGCGGGGCGGGUGUUCGUGCUGUAACGACAAUUUCCGGGAGGACCAAACUCCUGUGGUCAUUAUUCACGCACAACAUACCGAUAUAGUCGUAUAGUUUGACGCACAAGUCUGCAGCCAUGUCGCUGUUCGGCGAUUUGCCCCCGCCAAAGCAGCGCGCGGCUCCAGUUAAAGCUGAAAACGUCUUGGACAAAGAGUAUAAACCACGUGCAGUUUCACCAGAGGACCUUAGGCAAAGAGACACUGCUUCUCCAGAGGAUGACGACGGCCCGGAUGCAAAACGGCGCAGAGUUGACGCUAAUGAUGUUGCUGAUGGGGCGGGUACAGGCCUUUCCGGCGACCAGGUGUCGGCGGCACUGGUGAAGAUCGGCGGCCACAUCGCCAACCCGGACAAGUUUGUGAAGGCGGCGGGCCUGCUGCGGCAGCUCAUAGAUGGUGGUGCGGCGGGCCGGCAGCACCGAGAGCUGUUGUUUGAGGUGAUCAAGGCGGCCUUCUCCGACCUGGACGCCGCCAGCGACCCCGGCCUGCGCCGCGACUACAUGCGGCUGUGCCACAGCCUGGACAAGCGGCAGGCGGCGGAGCCGGGCCUGUUCAGCCGGCCCCAGCGGGCGCAGCUGGAGGUGUACCGCGUGCUGGGCUUCACGCAGAACGAAAUGCACACAGACGACUCGUUCGUCUUCAACAAGGUUCUGGGUCGCAUCAAGGAGGCGGUGGAGGCGCUGCCGCCCGCGGACGAGGCCGACGAGGAGGCGCAGGCCGAGCUGCAGGCGGGCGACGACAGCGACAGCGAGCCCGGCGCCGAGGAGGAGGAGGCUGGUGGCGGCAGCGGCGGCGGCGGCAACAAGCGGCCGGAGGUGAAGCAGGAGCAGGACCAGGAAGGGGGCGCGGGAGCGGCUGGAAGUGACGAAGUGCCGGCGGCGGUCGGGCCCGAUGCGGCUGCGCCGCAGCUUCCGCAGGAGCCGGAAGCGCGUGAGGAGCCAGGCGCAGGCGCGGGCAGCGAAGAGGACGUGGAGGCAGAUCCCUUUGGGUUGGACUCGCUGCUGCCAGCUCCCAAGAAGAAGCCGGCGCCGGCGCCGCCUCCGCCGCCGCCGCCGCCGGCCGCAGCGCAGGCAGCGGCAGCGGCGGCGCGCGGUGGCCCCGGCGAGGAGGGCGCUGGCGGUGGCAAGGGUCGGUCCAAGGUGUGGAGCGCGGCCCAGUGCCUGGUGAUGCGGCGGCAGGCGUUCGUGGAGUGCCUCAUCACCGCAAAGUCGCUCCACAAGCUGCAGUGGGCUCGCACCAGUGUGGAGCUGCUGGUGGAGCACUUCAACAAGCACCGCGACAGGUUCACGGGGCAGCAGCAGCUGGCCAUUGACGAGAUGGUGCGCUUCGUGCGCGACAGCCGCAAGGCCCGCGCCGCCGGCCCCUCCAGCAAGGAGCUCAAUCGCGACACCACCUCCUUUGAGCGCGCGCGCAGCGAGUGGAGCCGCGCCAAGGUGUCGGCGCGCGGCAAGGUGGGCGCGCAGGGCGACGCCAAGGCCAACAACUGGCUGGGAUGAGGCGAUGGGUUGGGGGCUGGAGAGUGGAGGUGAAGGCUGCGGCAGGUGUAGGGUGGGCUGGCGGAGGCAGGUGGUGUGCGGCCGAGCAGUGAAGCCCGAUUCAGGCAGCGGAUUGGGCCAGACACGAGACACUCGUGGACAACAGCCAGGCAGCGAUGAAGGAAGGCGUGCUGCGGUGCUGGGUUGGGGAUCGAGGUUCGGGGCAGGUGGGCGGAGGGAUGCGUGGUGGGGGCAAGUUGUCUGCAGUACUGCGUUGUCGUCAGUGUGGUAUUGCAGGACAUGCGCCCUGUGUGAAGUGCAUGGCCAUCCAGCUACUGAUGGGUGGCACGGACGGUGUGGCUGCUGGUGCUCAUUGUAACCGCUGUCCAGG